AGGACAAUGUAAAAUGUUUGGUUAUAAGUUAAAAAAUUGACUUAUACUUUGCCACAAGUAUAGUCUACAAUAUUAUUUAGCUGUAAAGUCUAAAAGAAGGACGUCGGGUUACUGAAUGUUUUAGAAACUGGAUAUGAAAGAUCAUUGGUACAAAGAACCAUCAAGAUGUUAAUACAAUUGUCAAUUUUUCUAUACUCCCUCUCAGCCAUCGCCGGGACAUAUGUGGCAUAUUUUCCAAAUUCACUGAUACCUGGUAUCCCGUUGAAAGUUCGAGUUCUGGUUCAAAACUCUCGAGGUCCAGUUUCAGUUCGCGCCGGUCUGAAAUUCGCAAAUAACGACUCAGUUGUUGCAGAAAAUACUAUCUCUGUGAAUAGUGGAAUGUAUUCGACUAUACCUAUUAAAUUUCCAAGUACAUUGCUUCCCUCGAAUUAUCGAGCAUUUAUAACGGGGUCUGAUGGAUUGGUCUUCACAAACAGUUCAAGAAUUCACUAUAACGACAGGAGCUUGAUGGUAUUUAUACAGACAGACAAAGUUCGUUAUUCGGCAGGUCAGACAGUGAGAUAUCGGGCAGUAUUUCUUCUUCCCAAUCUUAUGGGUUUCCAGGGAGAAGCGACCGUCAUAAUUCAGGAUGGACAGGAAAAUAAAAUCGAGACAAGAGGACCACAUUUGGUUAAAAAUGGGGUUAUAUCUGGAGAAAUAGAGCUCAGCAAAUACCCCGUGUUCGGGAACUGGACAAUAGUCAUUGAUGUUAUGGGGAAAACGCAUACACAGUAUUUCGAAGUCAAUGAAUAUGUCUUGCCGAGGUUUACCGUUACGUUGACAAUACCUCCUAUAGUAAAUACAUCACAAGCGUCUCUUACAAUCGGUGUAAAGGCAAGUUUUACAUUCAAGACAGAUGUUAUUGGAAACUGCACUGUUUUACUGUAUAAUGAAGAGAAGCCUUCGAAGAACCUAAAGCUUUUAAAUGAUAUAAAAGGUACGACAGAGUUCACUAUCCAGAUGUCAAAGGUCACAAGGGAAUUAGAUAUAAACUCAAAUAUUAAAGUCAGAGCUCUGGUAACCGAUAAUGCAACAGUACUAACAAUGGUAGCCGAGCGAAGAUUGAAUAUAGCUUCAAAUAAACCACAGCCGAUAACUUUAACAAACAUUGAUGCUUAUAAAAAUAGCUAUUUACCUGGAAUGACUUAUCGUGCAAAGAUUUUUGUUGGAAGAAAUGGUAAAUCACUAGGAAGAAGCGGCCGGCUGACAGUGACACCAUCGGUUACUACGGCAACAUUGAAAUAUUGUUCUCACAAUAGUCCCACUUACAAAUGGCUGAAAGUAAACACGGAACGCAAAAGGUCUUUUACUAUAAAUUUUGACGAGUCUGGAUAUGCUGACCUUGCAUAUUUGGAUAACACUAAAAAUGUAGAGAAAAUAUCAUUUAAGAUUAUAUUACAAGACACAAGUAUUCAGCUAACUUCUGUUUCCGAUUCAUUUGAUAUUUAUCCUCUUUCGGAUAAUAAACCGUUCCUACGGAUGAAUGUUAACAAGUUCAGAGCCAAGGCCGGCGAAAGCAUUGUUAUCGACGUAACUGCAACGGAAAAUCUAAACGGAGCGUUGACAUUUGAGGUGUAUGCAAGGGGUAUGCAUCUUAUAUCAGAACGGGUAGUCAUAAACAGUGCUUUAACAAAGACACAUACUAUGCAAGUAACAAAGGAUAUGAUUCCAAGUGCGUUUAUCAUAGUCAAUCAUUUGACACAAACUGGUCAUCUUAUCGCCGACUAUGUGUACAUACAGGUUGAAGGAAAUCCAUUCAAAAAUGAGGUAGAAAUAUCAUUAAAUGACACAAAAACACAGCCAGGGGAGACGGUAAACAUGCAUGCAUCAGCCGACCCACAUUCAACUAUCUAUGUCUUAGCAGAGGAUCUCAGGAACCGUGUGUUUGGUGUUGACAACGACAUAUUUUGGACAGACAUUGUACGAGAGAUUGUUGAUGCGAGUCCUAGUAUACCGCAAAAUAUUAGAAAUCAUGGAAACAGAAAAAAGCGGGCUGAACAAAUAAGACAGUUGGCUAAACGUUCAUAUGGGAAUCUUGGAGAUUUAGACGACAAAUAUAUUGAAAGUGGAUUGAUAGUUCUUUCGGAUGCAACUGUUUCCGAGAAAAAGCUAGAUUUUCUUACUUCAAAAGGGUAUAAACAAGAAUGUACUCGACGUGUAUAUCAAGGAGGAUUGUUUUCAUGGGGCGUUCAUGCUUCCAGUUCUUCUUCGAACAAUUUUGCUCUUCAAGGUUCCAUUCCUUCUACGAACGAGUUUAGUCGUCAAG
Ruditapes philippinarum (Manila clam) is the source of this 2305-nucleotide messenger RNA. RefSeq names its product CD109 antigen-like. The transcript has 22 exons. Lineage: Eukaryota; Metazoa; Mollusca; Bivalvia; Venerida; Veneridae. Gene Ontology annotation, molecular function: endopeptidase inhibitor activity. The annotation marks the transcript as partial. The record is from RefSeq and is a predicted model, not a curated record.